UUUGAACUGAUUUUCAUUCGCCGUGGCGGCGUGGUUUUUGUGAGGAAAUUUUGUUUGAUCUUUUUGAGGAAAUAAAGCUACCAAACAGGCGGAAUGGAGUUUGAAAGUGUUCAGGAGCUUGUUGGAUUCAUACAGGAGCAGGAAAAUUCCGAUCCGGAGGAAUCGCUGCUGGAGAAGUUGGAACGACAGAAGAGGCUGCUUCUCAAGAAGCAGGAGCUGGAGGAUUUCCGGAAGCUGGUCGCAGUAACGAAAACCUACAGCGAGCAGCAGAAGCUGACCAAUCGGCACCAGCUGGAGCGGGCUAACGCGACCAAAAAGCUGUGCCACAAGAUCGACCAGAUGAAGAUCGAGGUGCAGCGGGUGAUUGACCGAAGCAUCGAGCAAACGCUAAGCUCGGCCCAAGAGCAAAGCCGGCGCUUCCACCUGAAGGAGGAGCACCGCGACAAGAAGCGGCUGCACAUCUGCGAGCUGCGGGGCCAGCUGGACCGGUACGAGGAAAUCGCCAGGCACAUCCGCGAGUCCAAGGGCCAGGCGAUGCUGCGUGCGGCCAAGGCCACUGCAGAGGAGGAGGCGAGGAAGCUGGAGAACGUUAGAGGUGAGCGGGAUAAGCUGUGCCAGACGCAGCGUGAGAGGGAAGCUGGUGAGUGGCAGGAAAGCAAGAGGGAGCUGGUGGAGAUUGGAAACUUGUGGGCGAAGGUGGGGAUGCAGGAGCGUGAGAAUUUUGCGAUGGAGGAGAAAAACGCCUUGGUGAGGGCCGAGAUUGUGAAGUUCACUGAGGAGCUUGAACAGCAGCGGAUUUUCGAGGAGGAGGAGGCGAAACGUCUGGAAGAGGAGAGCAGCCAGCGUGCGUUGACGCCCAUCAUGAUCAGUCAUGUGGACAUGGGACUGUUUAAGGAUCCGAACGAUUUCCCCUCGAUUACGAACAAGAUUGAGGCCAGUCGCCGCACAUACGAGAACAUCUUCAAGCGUCCGGAGUACAUGGAGUUGAAGAAGUUCAAGAGCGAUAAACGGGUUAAGACACGGAAGCAUUCGCAGGCUGGGUUGGAAAAGCUGAGCCGUGAAGCGGUCAACAACCAGUUGGCGAUCGUAGUGCCAAGGUUGAAAAUUGACGGCGUGUCGAGUCAGUCAAAGGGAGUCGUUUCAGCUACCGUUUCCGAUGAGGGGGCGCAGUCUUCUAAGGUUGAUCAGCCUCCGAGGAAAUCGAUUUCGAUGGUCGAAGGGCCGGUCCUGCAACCGGAGAUUCCCAGCAGUAAAAAGCCGACUAAGCCUUCCAAGCAGGUUGCUACACCGGCUGUUCGUCGCCAGAAGCUUAAGCCGGAAAAGCUUGACUUCAGAGAGUGUCCUACGCCUCCGAAGGAGGCAAAGAUCGUUGAGAAAGCUACACCUACAACCAAGAAGCGAACCAGUUCCAACGUUCUCGAACUGACCAGGGAGAACGUCGACUCGAUGCUUUCAUCCGCCAAACGUGCCAAGAAAUCGCCGGUCACCGCUGAACCUCCGAAACCCAAAAAGGUCACCAUCGACCCAAAACCCAUGCAGAUCCCUGUGGAGCCGGAACCACUCUCACCACAUGCGCCCGAAUCCCCCACUCCCUCGCUGCCCAACGAGGAGGCUCCACCAAGUCCCGUUUCCGAAGUCGACGCCGCCCAGCCUUCGCCGGAACGAGCCGAGGACUCCAACUCUGGUGGAAGUUCACCCCCACGGCGUCCCUCGGAGGCGUUCGACGGAGUCAGCCUUGGCGGAAGCAUUUCGUCGCUCGAGCUGAACGACCGCGACAGCGUCAGUGACCUAGGGUUCGAUCUGUCCCCGGUGGGAUCGACGGACGAAAGCGGUGGCGGAAAUAAGCGCAGCAGUUCGCCGGGGAUGGAUUUUGAUUUUCUCAACGAGAACUCGCCGGCCAAGCCGGUGAGAGUGGCUAGUCAAAAGGGGAGUCAGCCGAAGAAGAAGGCGGCGCCGGAAAUGUCUUCGGAUGGGUUCGACUUUCUGGGGGGAGGUGGCGAUGGAGGCGAUGACAGCGGUGGGUUUGAUUUCUUCUAAGGGGAACAGGAAGUUGCCUUCAGUUGCUAUAGCUUGCAUAGUGAAAUGAAAGGUAUUUUAUAUGGUUGUACUUCUGUAGUAUAUUUCAAAUUUCAACAUUUGAAUAUGUUAUCCACGAAUGGGGUAUUUCUUGAAUUAUUUAAAUACUCUUUUAAAUUUCUAAUCUGCAACCUUCAAGAUAGAAUUGAAUUAAUUACGUUAAGGACUAUUAUAUUUCCAAAAAUAUGCUGGGAGUUGAAAUCAAGUACAUAUGUCUUUUCUGAAUA
This is a messenger RNA of Culex quinquefasciatus (southern house mosquito), 2303 nucleotides long. Its product is annotated as actin cytoskeleton-regulatory complex protein pan1-like. The record is from RefSeq and is a predicted model, not a curated record. The transcript is spliced from 3 exons. Bases 94 to 2037 code for a protein of 647 amino acids. Lineage: Eukaryota; Metazoa; Arthropoda; Insecta; Diptera; Culicidae.